This is a messenger RNA of Ectocarpus siliculosus, 951 nucleotides long. Lineage: Eukaryota; Phaeophyceae; Ectocarpales; Ectocarpaceae. The record is from the annotation of a GenBank genome assembly.
AUGAACCAAGACACUAUGUAUCAUCGGCACAGUCAGGACAGCUUCUUCUUGUUCUUCAGAACCGCCCAGAUUCGCAACGAGGUGGUGGGAAAGGAACCCUUUGAGGUGGAACUCGAAGCGGGGUCGUUCUACUGGGGAGAUCAUCUGGCCAAUCCCAUCAUCCACAAGGUCUGCGUGGGCAACCGCAAGCUAGAUUGCAUGGAUAUCGAGAUCAAAGCGGAUCGCCCCAGACCCGCAAGCCUCAGCCCCGCACUCCCAAGCACCUUGCAACGGGACCUGUGCUUCGAAAAUGGUGUCCUGCGCGCCUACCGGGUAAAGCUUGCCCCUGGGGAGUGCAUCGGCAGUGUCUUCGAUGCGGGAGGUGGAGACGGGUCGAUGGUGCCGGUGCCGUUUGGGUACCUCGCUGUUGCCAUGACCAUCGCAAAGUUGUCGAGCGGGGGGGUUAUGCCCGGCGACAAUUGGUGGUGUGGCAAGUCCUCGGGAGACAUUUCUGCCGGUGACGCUGGCACUACUACUGAUGGUGCAUGGAGCAACGUUGGAGAGGAAGAAGUGGAGGUGAUGAUUCUCCAGCCCACGUAGGAGCAUGACCAACCGUCGUCGUUCUGAGGAACAAGUGCUCUCGCACAACUCUCCGUAUAUUUGUGUAGCGGGCUGUUGAGUUUUUGUGACGCAGGGGUAGAGCAUGUGUAGAUAGAUGAGUCCCGCGUUGAGAAAGUAUGGAUUGAGUCGUUGUUUUGUGUCUCAUGCCUCAUGCCAAAGGGGGUUGGUCAGAUGAAGUACAUUCUUUUGCGGGUUGAUUUCGGGACAGAACGUCAUCGAUCGGUGCGUGCGAGAAGGACACAACCUCUCCCCUCUCGAUGUAAAAAACCUUGAAAGUUGCGGAACUAAGGAGUUUGCCUUGUUUGGCCUCGCGUGUCGAGCGGAGAAGGUGGUCCUAUGCAUAUCUCUAUU